Molecule: messenger RNA, 1437 nt
Organism: Durotheca rogersii
Lineage: Eukaryota; Fungi; Ascomycota; Sordariomycetes; Xylariales; Xylariaceae
Product: putative hydrolase
Exons: 3
Coding region: 144-1313 (389 amino acids)
Molecular function (GO): hydrolase activity, acting on carbon-nitrogen (but not peptide) bonds
Source: RefSeq, a predicted model, not a curated record
UGCUAGCCAUACCUGCCUACGUCCCUACCUGCUAGACGGCUGAGACUCGCUUCGAAGACUGACAGACUGCGCCAACGAGCCGUAUAUACUCAGCAAGGUGGCCCUCCGACGUCGAGUAUUAGACUAAGCUAAGACUAUCGACCAUGGGCAGGUUGACCAUCAUCAAGAACGUCCGCGUCUUCGAUGGCGAGGCCGUCAGCGGGCCUAAGGAGGUGGUCAUCGACGGGUCGCGCAUCGGCGAUGCCGACGGCAGCGACGACGUGCUCGCAGCCAACGAAGAUGUUGUCGUCGUCGACGGCACCGGCCGCACGCUGAUGCCCGGGCUCUUCGAUUGCCACGUGCACAUCCGCGAUGCCAAGCAGCUGGCCGCGUGCUCGUCCUUCGGGGUUACGACGGUCUGCGAUAUGGCGUGUAUGCCGCUCAAGUCAUACCAGGCGCUUCGAGCGGCGCAAGGUCCCACGCGAUGGCUGGCCUCGGGUCUUCCCGCAUAUGAGGAAAACUCCAGGCAUGGAAUCCUCAUGAAAUUCCUCGGGAUAACGGCAGACCACGCGGUCCAUAACGUAGACGAGGCGGCGAAAUUCGUGCAGAACAGAGUCGACGAGGGUGUUGAUUACAUCAAGAUCAUCGCAGACGAGCCUGGCCACGAGCAGGCCGUGCUGGACAGAAUCCAGGACGAGGCGAAGAAGCACGGGAUGCGGACGGUUGCGCAUGCGGCACAGUACAAGGCAUUCGAGCGAGGCUUAAAGGCGGGCUUCGACGUCCUAACCCACGUUCCUAUGGAUAAGGCCCUCGACGACAAGGUCCUAGACGAAAUGGUCCGACAGAAGACGGUUGCGGUGCCGACCCUUACGAUGAUGGAGGCCAUGACCAAUAGUUGGAUCCUCUGGGGCCUGGGCUGGAUCCUGCGAACAUUGAGGCAGAAUAGGAAUUUCCGAGUCUCCCUCAGCAGCGUGACGGCCAUGCGCAAGGCGGGUAUACCCAUCCUAGCAGGUACCGACGCGAACGACAGCGGCAUCGUCUCAGUCGCUGCCGGUGAGUCACUCCAUCGCGAAUUGGAACUGCUCGUGCGGGCAGGACUGACCCCCGCGGAUGCCUUACGGGCGGCCACGUCGGCGGCAGCGCAGCACUUCGAUCUCCUAGACCGGGGUCGGAUUCGACCUGGCUUACGAGCAGAUUUGGUGCUGGUCGAUGGGGAGCCGUACGAGGACAUAACGGCAACACGAAGAAUAGCCAAGGUGUGGAGCGGCGGCGAGGAGGUGCCAAUCUCCACAGCGCGGCGGGGGACCUGUGCUUGGAGCUGCAUGGUAAUGUGAUGAUUGGCCAGUUCCGGACCAUAGGGCAACGUGCUCGCAGGGGUGACAGGUCUUCUCGGCCAGAUGGGGGUGUUUAGCACAACAGUGGCUUUGGCUGACGGGGGGGGAUCUCAAAGCUUGAUUU